UUCCACAGUACUAUAAAUAAGGCUGCAGAGUGCCUGGGCUCAAACCUAAGGCGUGGCUGUGUGCAGGUGGACCGUUGCUGCUCUCCAUCUCAACUUUCUUCAAACAGGACUUUCUCCUCCGAGGAACUAAACCACCGCAAACAUGCCUAAAUGCCCCAAGUGCGAGAAGGAGGUUUACUUUGCUGAGAGAGUGUCGUCACUUGGCAAAGACUGGCAUAGACCCUGUCUGAAAUGUGAGAAAUGCAGCAAGACCCUGUCGCCUGGCUCACAUGCAGAGCAUGAGGGGAAGCCUUAUUGUAACAACCCAUGUUACGCUGCACUCUUUGGACCCAAAGGUUUUGGACGUGGCGGCACUGAGAGCCACACAUUCAAAUAGGUCAGUGAGUUCACCAUAUAAAUAUGAUCAGUUUUACCUAUACAUACAGAUGAUGAUGUUUAAACCUGAACUAACUGUACUCUUCUUUCUAUUUACAGGUUUAUACACAGCUUGAUUUUUGUUUUGUUUUGUUUUGGGGGUUUUUGCCACUAUAUUAAGCCACAUAUUUUUAAUUCAAAGACAAAAUGACCAAACCAUGCCAUGUUUUAGAAAGUACUAAUUUGUAUAAUCUGUUUUUAAAAUGUUGUCUGCUAUAGCAGCACACAAUGUUUCAUUAGGGAGACUUAUCUAGUCUUUAUAAUGAAACUGAACAUUUUAUACAUUAAAUGUAUUUCAAACCUC
This is a messenger RNA of Carassius carassius (crucian carp), 718 nucleotides long. RefSeq names its product cysteine-rich protein 1. Gene Ontology annotation, molecular function: zinc ion binding. The record is from RefSeq and is a predicted model, not a curated record. The coding region runs from base 143 to 376 and encodes 77 amino acids. Lineage: Eukaryota; Metazoa; Chordata; Actinopteri; Cypriniformes; Cyprinidae. Gene Ontology annotation, biological process: intrinsic apoptotic signaling pathway in response to DNA damage; regulation of gene expression. The transcript is spliced from 4 exons.